ACAUGCCAUCUGGAAUAACCUAACCCAACUACCGGUAUACCAAUUCAUCCGAUCUACCAUCUCUCUCUACCGUUCAUCUCUCAGCCCUUUCCAUCUCCUCUUCCCCUUAGGCCGGACGCAGUCUACACCACGCCGUUCCUCUAGUAUGCUGAGCAGUGAAUCGAUCAAGCUUAGAGGGUGUUGUUGAGGACUAAGAAAUAAUGGAGAAGGAACUGAUUGAGCUGUAUGAGGUGGUCAGAAAGGCGGCAGAUGCGGCCGCUGUUGAAGGAAAAGAUGCAGAGGAAGAGAGGUGCCUUGACGCUAUGAGGCAGCUGAAAAAGUUCCCUGUUAAUUAUAGUGUCCUUGUCUCUUCUCAGGUUGGGAAAAGUCUCAGGAAACUAACAAAACACCCAAGGAAGAGGAUCAAGUCUUUUGCUGCUGAUAUAGUUGAGGUUUGGAAGCAAAUAAUAGUAAGAGAAACCAUGAAAAACAAGAAAUCUGGAAAUUCUGUAAACGAUCAACCUGGACCUGCCAUUGGCAGUCCUGAAGAAGCUAAUAACAAGAAAUAUCAACCAAAAACCACCAAACUCGAUAAACUUGAACCUUCCAUUGCCAUGCCAAACUCUCCUGUGCCCGAGAAAUUACCGAAAAUCCCUCCUGCAAAGCCCGAGAGGACAAACCCGUCACUCUCGAAAAAACCUGAAAACCCUGCUCCACCAAAACUCUCCGCCCUCAUUUACACCAAAGAUGCUGACAGGGACCAGUUGCGAGAAGCCAUAUCAAAGGCAUUAUGCAAAGUUGUUGAUGAGGUGGGCGAUAAUCCUGACAUUAUAGCUGAAGUCAAGGCCUGCGAUCCUUACAGAGUCGCUGUCCAGGUGGAGACUGCACUAUAUGAGAAGUGGGGCAGCGCGAAGGGCUCUAACAGAAUGAAGUACAGAUCAAUAAAGUUCAACAUAACAGACGGAAAUAACCCCGACUUCCGCCGGAAAGUCCUUCUUGGCAUAUUUCCACCUCACACAAUUCCCGAACUGACGCCGGAUGAUAUGGCGAGCGACGCAAGGAAGAAACAGAAUGAGAAAAUAAAAGAGAAGGCGCUGUUUAACAGCCAGAGAAGUGGGCCCUCUGUGGCGAGCACAAAUGCUUUCAAGUGCGGGAAGUGUGGGAAGAGGGAGUGCAACUAUUACCAGUUGCAAACAAGGAGUGCUGAUGAACCGAUGACUACUUUCGUCACAUGUGCAAAUUGUGAUAAUAGAUGGAAGUUUUAAGAGGGAGUUUUUGUUAGUUGCGGGGCCAAUUGUGACUGUUGGUUGCAUUAUGAGCUUUCGAUUAGGUCGGUACACUACCUUCUCUUGAUGCCUUUAUUAGCUUUAGUUCUGAUUUUUUUUUAUUUGGCAAUGUUACAUUGCCAUAUUAUUGUUGAAACUUCAUUGUUGUAUUAUUCGACAUUCUUUUUACUUAAAUUGUAGUUUUACUUUAGGUGUUUUUAUUAUAUAUGUAGGUGUUGCUUGUAUUUAACACAAUAUAAAACUAUUGCAAACAAGUUAUUGGAUGGUAUGGAAGAUUCCUAUGAAGCUAUCUAUCAUCUAUCAUUCUGUGAAA
Molecule: messenger RNA, 1578 nt
Organism: Cuscuta epithymum
Lineage: Eukaryota; Viridiplantae; Streptophyta; Magnoliopsida; Solanales; Convolvulaceae
Source: the annotation of a GenBank genome assembly